Messenger RNA from Plasmodium gonderi, 888 nucleotides. Its product is annotated as variable surface protein. Lineage: Eukaryota; Apicomplexa; Aconoidasida; Haemosporida; Plasmodiidae. The record is from RefSeq and is a predicted model, not a curated record. The transcript has 3 exons. The coding region runs from base 1 to 888 and encodes 295 amino acids.
AUGAAUUCUAGAAAAUAUAAUUUUUAUAUACUUGCAAGAUCAUUUGACAAUCAGAAUGACCUCAUAAAUACAGAUAUGACCGACAGUGAUGGUACAUUGCAAAAUUAUUGUAUGAAAUAUGUAGAUAAACAAGACAAACUAAAAAUUAAAUCAGAUUUAUUCCUACCAUGCAUGAAAGUAAUGACUUAUUUGGGUAAAAAAAAAUAUAUAUCUACAGAAAGGGAUGAUUCAGAUGUAUCCUGCGUCUACAUAUUUUAUUUGAUAAAUAAAGAACUUCAAAAUAGUAGAACUAAUGACGAAUUAAAACAAUUUUAUAAGGAUAUUCUCCUUGAAUAUAAGCGUCUAAAAAAUAAUGACAUAUGUAAAGAUUAUGAGCAAUAUAUUCCAGAAAUUGAUUUAAAUAAAAUCAAAGAUAUGAAUGAUAUGAAUAAUUAUAUUGAUAGAAUAAAAAAUAAUAAUGAACGUUUGUCUCAGAUAUGUAAUUUAGCUCAAAAGUGCUCUGAAAUAUAUAUGCGUAACAAGGUCACGUGUGAACACAAUUAUGACCCUGAUUUUUGUAAAGCACUAAAAAAUAUUAUGGAAGAAUAUAAUGAUUUAAUGAAAGAUAGAAAUUGUGAAAAUAAUACACUCUCAUUACUUCCAUCGAUUCAGAUGUAUAAGGAAAAAAGUCCUAUUUUAAUUCCCAGUAUUUUUAUGUUAAUAAUUGCCUUUUUUUUGUUUUUUCUGUUUAAGUUCACACCAUAUGGUCCGUACUUUAGACGUACUAUAAAACGGAAUAUAUUCAAAAGCACUAAUUUAGGUAAGGAUUUUAAUGAGUACCUGAGUUCAGAAGCACAUAGCACUAUUUCUGGUAUUCGCAGAUAUAAUAUUUUAUAUAAUUGUGUAUAG